Molecule: messenger RNA, 525 nt
Organism: Ectocarpus siliculosus
Lineage: Eukaryota; Phaeophyceae; Ectocarpales; Ectocarpaceae
Source: the annotation of a GenBank genome assembly
AUGCAGAGCCACCGACGGAACUACCCGGAACUGACGCGCUGCCUUGAGGCUAUGUGCUCCACCGGCAGGGAUAACUACCAGCUGGUCGCGGUGGGCGCGCGAGGUGACUUGCCCGACGACGUCAGUGCCAUGCAGUGCGUGGAACAGCGGACGACGGAAUGGCGACACCUCGAGUACCCGGAGUUUUACGCCAACAUCAGCGCGGGACAUUUCGUGGUGACGGCGGCUGCGGGGCACGGUUACGAGUACGACAAGGCCACGUCCACGGUGCCAACGGCUCUGUUGCUCGAGAGACCGUUGGUGAUGUCUUCGACGCUGCUGGACGCCUACCCGUGCCUCAGGAAAUCUCGUGUCCACAGCAUGGUGGCUAAUGACGACCUCUGCGUCAACCUCCAGACCGCCUACGACUUGACGAGGGAGGAGUACGACGAGAUGGAACUAGAGGCACGCGACUGCAAGCUGGAGAUGUGGCGGCAUGCCCGGGAAACGGUUGCCGGGAUGGCAUCAGGUUGGACCCUCGACUGA